Molecule: messenger RNA, 762 nt
Organism: Abrus precatorius (Indian licorice)
Lineage: Eukaryota; Viridiplantae; Streptophyta; Magnoliopsida; Fabales; Fabaceae
Product: putative F-box protein At1g67623
Exons: 1
Coding region: 1-762 (253 amino acids)
Molecular function (GO): protein binding
Source: RefSeq, a predicted model, not a curated record
AUGGCUCCAUCAAAAUUAAAGAAAACGAGAAAACCCACUUUCAAGAAUGCGUCCUCUCCGACAACCGCCAUACAAUCACUUCCAAAAGACAUGUUGGUAGAGGUGGUUGCAAGGGUAGCUUCUCAUUCUUUCACUGACCUUCACAGCAUGAAAAUGUGUUGUUGGGAUUUUCUUGAUGCUUCCGAAGAUAGUUACGUUUGGCAACAAGUUUCUCUGGACAAGUUCCCACUAAUCCAAUGGUUUCCUAAUGACAAAGCAUUGUCCUUUUUAAAACGUUGCAAGCAAAGCGGAAACAUAGAAUGUGUGUGCAGAGAUGGAUUUAUAGAAUUCUUCUGUCAUCCAAACGAAAAUAUGGGUGAUCUUGAAAUCUUGAAGGUGGCUGCUGAAAAGGGUCACAUGGAAGCAAAAUAUAUGUAUGGUAUGAUAUUAUUAUGCUCUGAAUAUGAUGAGUUAAGAAGAAAAGGACUUGAACAUAUGCGUUUUUUGAGGAAGUCCAUGUGUGUCAUAGCAUGUAGAAAAAAGGUGGAACAAUUUGCACAACAUUUAUGGAUAAAUAGAGCAUUAGUGCGAAAUCAAUCCCCUCUUUGUCGUCAUAAGAGUAUAUGCAAUGGAUGGAGAUUGAAGAAAGGUCGAUGGAUAUUACUGGAUGAAGAUGAUGAUGAUGAUGAUGAUUUUCACUCGUGCGAAUAUUGUCGAUGGGAUCAUGAGUUAAACUUUUUUUACAAUUUAUUCAGUGUUGCUUGGUAUAGUUUCAGUGAAUAA